AAUUAAAGAAGUCCUGAACUUCGCGCUCGGAGAGAGAGAGAGGGAGAGAGAGACAGAGAGAGAGAGAGAGUGAGUCUGCAGGCUUUGAUCUUCCUGCGCGGAGGCUUUAGAGGAGUCUGCGAGGAAGUCAUCAUGUGAGAGACACUGAUUUCUGUGUGAGAGCGCGAGCGGACAGAGCGGGCUGGAUUACGAGGGACGUAAACAGAGGAGAGUUUUCUGAAGGGUGAGAGCGGUAUGUCCGUGGAUGAGCAGCCUGAAGCCCCGAUGUACGUGUAUGAGUCGACGGUGCACUGCACGAACAUCCUGCUGGGCCUGAACGAACAGCGGCAGCAGGGCCUGCUGUGUGAUGUCACCGUGCAGGUGGAGGGCAAAGAAUUCCGAGCCCACCGGGCCGUACUGGCCGCUUGUAGCGAGUACUUCCUCCAGGGCCUGGUGGCUCACGGAGACAAGGAGCUGGUCUUCACCAUGCCUGACGAGGUCACUGCCAGGGGCUUCGCUCCAUUGUUGCAGUUCGCCUACACAGCCAAGCUGCUGCUCAGCCGCGACAACAUCCAGGAAGUGAUCCGCUGCGCAGACUUUCUGCGCAUGCACAACCUGGAGGACUCCUGCUUCCGAUUCCUGGAGGCGCAGCUGCGGAGCGAGGACGAUGUUCAAGUGCUCUGCCACAAGGUGGAGGCUGAGAACAACCACUCGGAGGACGAGGGCAUGCAAGCCGAGGCACCAGUGGUCAAUGCUUCCUGGGAUGCUUCGCCGCGACCCUGCCAUCGUCCGGACUUCCUAGAUGGCCGGGUGGAUGCAGGACGGCAGGGCGCUUCGGACUUGCCCCGCUGCCCCAAGUACAGGAAGUACCAGUGGGCCUGCAGCAAGCACAAUGACAGCAAUGACAACGACAGCUCCUCAAACACCAGUAGUACCUCAGGUUUCCCAAGCACACUGCUGGGUGGGCCGGUCGUGGCGCAGAUCAAGCAAGAGCCACGGGGCGAGGAUGAACCGGUCCUGUCAGGCAACGAGGGUGACGGCAGGGACAAGGAUCUAACUGUGGCCGACAUGGAGCUGGACAGUGGCAAGUCGCCCACUUGCCUGCGCGCCCUCUUCAAGCGGGGGUUCCCAGACGCGCCCGAUACUUCCCGGCCGCUUUUGGCCGGCCAACUGGCCUGCGCCCAGGGCAAGGCGAGCACUCAGGGAGAGCACAAAAAGGACCACAGGCCGGCCUUCCCCAAAGACGCCAAAGACGGCUUCUCCACGGGCCUGUCGCUGAGGUCAGCAUCCUGCGAUGGCGUCUGCAAGCAGGACACAGAGCUGGACCGCCGCAGCGUUAUCUUCGCGCCUGCCCACUCCUAUCCGGGUGGUGGCAACUCGCCUCCGGACAAGGAGCUUCCACCUGAGCACUUGCCCAAGGGCUUGUGGGUUGGAGGGAGCCAGUCGUUACCCAGCUCACAGGCUGCCUACUCCUCCUCCUCAGGCGCCCCCCAGGGUGAGGCAACUCCAGCGCUUCUCCUAUGCCGCCAGCGGCCCAAUGCCAGCUGUCCUGUGCCCAUCAAGGUGUGUCCGCGCUCGCCACCCUCUGAGACCCGCACACGCACCUCCAGCUCCUGCUCCUCCUAUUCGUAUGCUGAGGAUGGCAGCGGUGGCUCACCUUGCAGCUUGCCCCAGUUUGAGUUCUCGUCAUCGCCCUGCUCCAGCGUGAGCCGCUGCCUUCCUGCCGACCCACAGGAGUCCGGCACAGGCGCUGAUGCGCCACUCUUCGGCCCAGCCAGGCCCAAGAUCAAGUGUGAGCGGGCGUACGGCACCAACUCGAGUGACGAGUCCGGCUCCUUCUCAGAAGGGGACAGUGAGUCCUGCCAUGUUCAGGAGCAAGGAUCAGAAGUCAAGCUUCCUUUCCCCAUCGAUCAAAUCACGAAUCUUCCACGGAACGACUUCCAGAUGAUGGUGAAGAUGCACAAGCUGAGCUCGGAGCAGCUGGAGUUCAUCCACGACGUGCGGCGCCGCAGCAAGAACCGCAUCGCCGCCCAGCGCUGCCGAAAGAGGAAGCUCGACUGCAUCCUCAACCUGGAGUGCGAGAUACGCAAACUGGUAUGUGAGAAGGAGAAGCUGCUGACGGAGAGGAACCAGCUGAAGGCGUGUAUGGGGGAGCUGUGGGAGAACUUCUCCUGCUUGUCCCAGGAGGUGUGCAGGGACGUCCAGCUGAGUCCUGAGCAGGUCCAGUCGCUUCACCAUUACUGCCCCGUUGUGCGCCCCGGCAACCCCACCUCCUCGGCUUCUCCCGGAAGCCAGGCCCCUCCCACCGCCAGCAUCGACCUCACCACCAACUCGGGAGCGGCCACGCCCGAACCAGACGGUCUGCCGGCGUCUGGCAGGUGGGGCGCGGGUAACGGGGUGGAGCACGCGGGCGAACGGGACGAGACGAAGGCCGGCUCCUCCUCCUACCUGGAGGCGGGGCUUUCCCUGGAACAGUCCAAUCAGACGGUGACAGUAGACUUCUGCCAGGAAAUGACGGAUAAAUGUACCACUGACGAACAGCCGAGGAAGGACUGUACCUAAUGACGGUGGUUUCUCCACUUUUUGUUGUUUUUUUUUUUUUUUAAUUUUUUUAAUGUUUUUUUUGUGUUUAUUUUUUAAUUAUUUAAUUUAGUCUUCUGACAAACCCUCAGAACCUGAGGGAUGUUGAGAUGGUCAGCCUCUGCCAGUGUUCUAUGAAUAUAUUUUUGUUUUGUUUUUUUUUUUUAA
Colossoma macropomum (tambaqui) is the source of this 2727-nucleotide messenger RNA. It is a transcript of the gene bach2b, whose product is annotated as BTB and CNC homology 1, basic leucine zipper transcription factor 2b. Lineage: Eukaryota; Metazoa; Chordata; Actinopteri; Characiformes; Serrasalmidae. Gene Ontology annotation, molecular function: RNA polymerase II cis-regulatory region sequence-specific DNA binding; DNA-binding transcription factor activity, RNA polymerase II-specific; protein binding. Gene Ontology annotation, biological process: regulation of transcription by RNA polymerase II. The transcript is spliced from 5 exons. The record is from RefSeq and is a predicted model, not a curated record. Bases 235 to 2541 code for a protein of 768 amino acids.